Giardia duodenalis is the source of this 369-nucleotide messenger RNA. RefSeq lists its product as uncharacterized. NCBI's taxonomy places the organism in Eukaryota, Fornicata, Diplomonadida, Hexamitidae. The transcript has a single exon. The record is from RefSeq and is a predicted model, not a curated record. The coding region runs from base 1 to 369 and encodes 122 amino acids.
AUGUCAGACGAUCUACAGAAACCUACGCCUCAGAAGUCAGAGCAAAUAAUUGAUAGUUCUAAUUUGGAUUGCAAUAGCGGAUUGAUUGCGCGACACUUUCAAGUGGCCCUUACAACUGAGGAUAUGUCUAGAGAGGCAGAGCCCCCCUUGAAGAGCCUUACAGACGACUUUGGAAAAUGGCGUCCUGUUCAGUUGCCAGCCGGUGCAGCACCCCUUACCAUACAGCGAGCUGUGACCCUGUUGAGUAGACCUGCCCUAAAGCAACGAUCUGCUCGGCGAAAAUCUUCCGCCACUCUUCCUCUUACAGCCAGUACGGCCACCAGGACCAAGCACAGCAAGACAGGAGAGCAGGACGGAAACAAUGUAUAG